Molecule: messenger RNA, 2760 nt
Organism: Acanthaster planci (crown-of-thorns starfish)
Lineage: Eukaryota; Metazoa; Echinodermata; Asteroidea; Valvatida; Acanthasteridae
Product: galanin receptor 2b-like
Biological process (GO): G protein-coupled receptor signaling pathway
Cellular component (GO): membrane
Molecular function (GO): G protein-coupled receptor activity
Source: RefSeq, a predicted model, not a curated record
GCUGACUGCUGCAGCUAGAGUGGACUCAGAGAAAGACAUAGACAUAUCAAGUGUUUGCUCAAAACUGUCAUGCGUGGAAUGACUUAAUUGUGUUGUUCUAUAUGUGACAGCAGUCUCCAGUAUCAAACUGAGAUCGAGUCUUCGGGAGAAAGAAGGUAUCUCCACACGAUACAUUUUACGAGGGCCUUAGGUAAAUACACAUUGUAUCAAAAACGUUUUAUACGAACACUGUUGCUUCUAGCCACUGGAAAGCAAGUACAUUGUGAAACUUUUGCUCUGUUUAGGUGCUGGAGGUUCGGUGAGCAUGUUACAAUACAGCAACCUGGCAUUAAGAGUCGUGACUGGUACAUGUAAACGGAUAAGCCAUUCUGUGUUCACGUUAUCUCUCGGUUGCUGUUCUUAUUUGCAUAACGGAUUCGGUCUGUGCUCUGCGCAGGCCGCCAUAACAGCCGUCUCGCACAGUAUGUUUACAGACAGUGAAAGCAUUUUGUGUAUUACGUAACUUUGUUGAUGAUGCGAAAACUCGACAGCAAACGACAUCUUUUGCUUCUUGGCGAUUCUGGUUUGAUCCGACGAGCUACUGAUUGAUACCAACAUUGGUAUCAGAAUGUGGGUAAUCGAUGCAACGUGGCGACAGUAUAGCAGUGAUCAAAUUGCCCAGACGUCGAUGACACAUUGAUGAAAGCAACACGAAGGUAUGAAAAUCGUCACGGUAGGGUGUACUACGUCACUAACUCACGGUUACCGCAAGGAGCUGUGUCAUUUUUCUCUUUGAGGCCAACCGGAGGUGCCGUUACCUUUCACACGCUAGUCAUCGAACAGAGCAAACCCGUCAACAAACCAGCCGAGAAAAUCACACAAUGAGCCUCGUGCAACUUUCACCGUGUACGCUGGACGCUUCUUUGGCGUCAGGCAGUUUCCAGUGACAUUAAUCAACAAGUCAGUUUGGUGUACAUUUUUAUUUCCUUUACUGGAUACCAAUCCGUCACACAGUCUUUGUGGGGGCACCGUUAAACAGCAAAACGGCCAAAUUGUAGCUAACAUAAGCAGCAAUUAGAACAUUCUGCAAAGCAUUACACGAAAUCAAGGCAUGCAAGGCAACAUACGCUGGCCAGACAAUUUAUUUUUGACACCAUUCGGAUCAUGUUGUGUGCCAAACUGCAGUCUUUAAUCCAUCAAAACGACGUGCACGAUGCCCGAGUAACGAAGGAGAAUUGCUGUUUUGGUGCAAACGAACUGCGGGAAUGUUUAUAGUUAUACUUGCAUAUCUCACUACCGAUUAGAAAACUCGUUGGAGGCAGCUAAUUUUCUGCUGUAAUUUGCUGACCAGCACGACAGACAUACAUCUUGAGAAUAUCUGUGUGCCCGUUGGAAAUGGUGAGAAAUGCGUCCUACAACUUCACAAAUGUCACCCUAGUUAUUUAUCACAGGUGGUUGAGUCGCAAAAAAAUUUCCAAUUCACACACUGUGAUAACAAUAUUCUACGUGUGUACGUAGGCCUAUAUCAAGGCUAAAUCAUGGCUACCAUAGAUUUCAGCACUACGGAAGCUUUCGUCACCGAACCUGACACAACUCUGGAUAAUGCCAACAGUACAGCACAGAGUGACGACACUCCCUUUACCACAUGGGAAAUACUUCUGCAGGUUCUUUACGGACUUAUCGGUAGCUUAGGAAUUCUGGGCAAUGGAUUGGUGUGCUUCGUGUUCAUUGCUAAACGCAAGUCUUUCGGCUCGAUAACAAACCUGCUGAUCUUAAAUCAAUCGUUAAUUGAUUUGGGAGACUCUAUUCUGUUCUUAGCGAUACGGUUCGGAUAUGUCGCGCCAUUCAAUGACGUCACAGUGUGGGGAGAAGUUGUUUGUCGCUUAUGGAUUUCUGAAUAUUUCAUGUGGGCCCUAUUUAUCGCUUCGACUGUUAACUUAGUAUUCGUAUCCCUGGAGCGAUACCUGGCAAUAUGCCAUCCAGUUAAACAUAGGAAUAUCUUCACCAAACGAAUAGCCAAAUUCGGAAUGGCCCUUGUGUGGAUUAUUGGGUUGACAUAUCAAGCGUACUGGCCGUUCAUACAGUUCUACGCAGAGGGAGAGUGUUACCCUCUUUGGCCAAGCGUAAUCCUGCAGAGAAUCAUGGGAGUUGUGCUGUUCCUUUGUGAGUUUCUCAUCCCUCUGAUCAUCAUGACAUUCUCCUAUAUCAGAAUUAUUAUGGUGUUGAGAGGGCGUGGCAAUGGCAAGAUAAGCAACACAUUUCAGCAGGCCAAGAAGAACGUCACCACUACUCUUUGCCUCGUUUUCAUGUCUUACGUAAUUUGCUGGACUCCAACUGAGUUCACAUUUCUCCUUUUUAACUUAGGCAGAGAAUAUGACUUUACAAGCACAACACACAAAGUAGUGACAGUAAUGGUCUUGUGCAACAUGUGCGUGAAUCCAUUCAUUUACGCCUUUAAAUACGACCACUUUAAGAAACAUGCAAAGAGAAUGUUUUGCCGGUGUUGCCGUAGCAACAAGGUUGAAACCGAAAACUCUAUAGCAACCGUGGACGUUAAUGCCAUUUCCUCUCAUCCCCAGUGAUGUGUUACUAUUACGACACCUUAUCAGGUCACAAUAAAUGGUUAAAGUCAGAACACGUGAUCGAAAACAGACACAAAUUGAAAAUGAUACCAAAAGCUUGAAACAUUAAGCUUUGCUUUCCCAAGUAAAUCGCACUUUAAGACAAGAAUCAGGAGAAUUUACAUGAUCCUUUUGUUAGUGUAAGUAUAGAAAAAGACAU